GAUGAGGUAAUUUAACGAACGGCAAAUUCAGGUUAAUCCUUUAGAUUGUUGUAAUUCGCACAUCUAAGGGCACGCCAGUCUUUUCACAUUACUUUUGUAAGGAUGUUCUAGUCUUUUCCGUCUGCUGAUUUGUAAAUAUUUCCACGUAGUAUAUGCCAGGUAAUUGACUCCGUAUGUUUCCACAUAAACGGUUUUCCUCCAAACAGUCGUUAACAUCAUUACCGACAUCAUUCGCCGUUAGGGUUAGUCAUAAGUUCGUCUGCUCUUUGUUGUACCUGAAUCGAAUCCAAAUUACAUAUCUAGUGUUGUAGUAAUUGUUGUUUAUAUCACAGGUUUGAAGCAAUUAUUCUAUUUUUCACUGUUUUGAAGGAAUUUUUGUUUAUAUCACCGAGGUAUGGAUCCGAUCCUAAGCCUUUAAUUGAUGCUUCGCAAAAUGUAUGGAAAGGGUAUGUGAUUGUUAUGGUCAAAGGAUUAUCUAAUCAUGCUCAGUCAUUGACAGCAUCACGAUGGUUAAGCGAUACCGAAACCAGAACGGCGGUCAUGAAGCUGAAGCCAUAUCGGGCGAUCAAAAUUAUGUGAAUACAGAGUCGGUGGACGAUAGUUAGGGAUUCCUGUGACUGUUGAAAUGUUGGACAAGUUGAAGGAGCGUUUUGAAGAGCACCAAGAAGAAGAAUUCAAGACUUUGUUCUUGAUUAUUGCACUUCAAAUGGUUUUAUGUCCAACGCAAUCAUCCAGACUUGCCUAUGAUCUAUUACCUGCUGUUAGUUGUGCGAUGGAUAGCAUUGACUAUGAUUGGUGUGACUUGGUACUUACAAAAUUCAUGGACAAUGUAUCCAGCUUUGCAAGAAGAUUUUAUGCAAAUGGAUUUGCAGGAGGGUGCGGUGGAUGCUCAAUAUUUGGGGUUAUAUUCUACCUAGACCGACUCAAUCUGGAACCCUUGAAAUGGGAUACAUUCCCCAGAAUUAAGGCCUGGGGCAUGAAGCAGAUAGGGGACGUAGCAAAGUUAGACCGUUACACCUCCGAUGAUUAUGGCAAACUAGGGAUGUUGCUUAUGGUGAAAGACACCCUAAACAAGCUAGGGACACGGAAGGACUGCCCGAACUGCCAAUGUACAAAGACGUCUCAAAACUGGUAGUACAUUGUUGAGAUAGAAGAAGGCUGGCUGACUUGUGUUCUUAUCGUGGGAUUUCGAAUACCGUAAACGCGAAAAAGGCACCCACCGAGGAAGGAGAAUGAGAGGCAUAUGUGUAGUUAGUCUAAUAUGAACGAUUGCUGUAGCAUUACUAGUGUAUCUUAAUAUCAAUUGCAAAACGUUAUAUAUGGUGUUUGGGUUUUCAA
Molecule: messenger RNA, 1338 nt
Organism: Chenopodium quinoa (quinoa)
Lineage: Eukaryota; Viridiplantae; Streptophyta; Magnoliopsida; Caryophyllales; Amaranthaceae
Exons: 5
Coding region: 626-1135 (169 amino acids)
Source: RefSeq, a predicted model, not a curated record